Molecule: messenger RNA, 1582 nt
Organism: Enhydra lutris kenyoni (northern sea otter)
Lineage: Eukaryota; Metazoa; Chordata; Mammalia; Carnivora; Mustelidae
Product: StAR related lipid transfer domain containing 6
Exons: 8
Coding region: 728-1408 (226 amino acids)
Molecular function (GO): lipid binding
Source: RefSeq, a predicted model, not a curated record
GCCACUCAGCGCUGACGACAGGCUGAGCUUCCCUCCGCGCGCUCCCCGGGAGUGAGGGGAUGAGGUGGGGAAGGAGACUGAGGGGCUCUGGCGGCUGCCAUUUUGACCUCAGCCUUCCGGGUUUCGGAGCACCCCCUCCCAGGAUAAGACACCAUCUCCAGCUGGGGUUGGAGGGGUAGCUCCCCAGACCACUUCCUUACCCCCUUCCUCAGUUGCCUCCCACAUCCCAUUCCUGAGCCCGGCGCUCCUGGGCUUGCAGCCGGUCCCUCACACUCAGCCUAUGCGGGAUUGGAGGAGGGAAUUUGGCCAGGGAUGGGAUUUAACAAAUUCCUUGGGGACCUUGAUUCCCAGGGAAGAAUGGCAGUGACCCAGCACGGAUUUGGGGACCCAGGCAGGCAGCCCAGAAAAAGGGAGAUUAUACAAACAGAUGUAAAGACCCAGUAACAACAUGUGUGAAUCUACGAGGCUGGGACAGGAUAUGAGGUGCGAAGAAUCCAGUUUCAACCAAGUGGUGUAUCAAAAAAAGAUGCCGUCUCAAUAUUGGUUUAUGUUUAUUUUCCACUGACCCUAUGGGUGAAGAUAUCCUUGACCAUUACUCCACCUGAAUAUGUUCCAGUUCAUCCGACGUUACAUCACCAGGUUAAGAGAUAUGGAGAUCUCCACAAGGAUUUGGAGAAGAGUCCCGAUAAUUAUUAAAAUUCUGGAGUAGAUCUAUUAGGAAAGGUAGAUGGACUAUAAGGCACUUGCCCAAGAAACUGCUCAAGAAGUUUUAGACUACAGUCAAGACACAUCAGGCUGGAAAGUGGUUAAGACUUCAAAAAAGAUAACUGUUUCCAGCAAGGCUUCUAAAAAAUUCCAUGGAAAUCUAUAUCGUGUCGAAGGAAUAAUUCCAGAAUCAACAGCUAAACUGUCUGAUUUCCUCUACAAACCUGAAAACAGAGUUACAUGGGAUAAAUCAUUGAAGGUGUACAAUAUGGUACACAGGAUUGAUUUGGACACAAUCAUAUGUCAUACCAUUACACAGAGUUUUGCCAUGGGCUCAAUUUCCCCCCGGGACUUUAUCGACUUAGUGUACUUCAAGCGCUACGAAGGGAAUAUGGAUAUUAUCAGUUCUAACAGUGUGGAUUUUCCAGCAUAUCCUCCAUCUUCAAGUUAUGUCCGUGGUUUUAACCAUGCUUGCGGCUAUAUAUGUUCUCCUCUGCAAGAGAACCCAGCGCAUUCCAAACUAGUGAUGUUUAUCCAGACAGAAAUGAGAGGAAAAUUGUCCCCAUCAAUAAUUGAAGCAACCAUGCCUUCCAACUUAGUAAGCUUCAUCCUCAAUGCAAAGGAUGGAAUAAAGGCACUCAGAUCUCCAGUAGGACGUGGAUACCAUCAUAGCAGUCACGCAUCAUUCCUAAAGAAGAAGUGAGGCCAUAGAAAAGCACGUGUGGCAGUUAUUGCAGUUUACUUGUAAGUCAGUAUGCAUAAAUCCUGUUAAACUAUUCUAAACAGUAUCCUUGUACAAAUUACAGAAGGUACUUUGUGGAAAUAAGAACUCAUAGUUGUACAAGAGAACAGCAUUAAAUAUAGUUUUUAAUCCCAU